GGAGACCGCGGCCCGCGCCCCAGCGCGCCCGAGCCGGAGGGGCCGGGGUCGGCGCACCUGGCGGAUGCGCCCCGCCGCGCGCCCCAGCGCAGCAGCCCGAGCAGCGGCCGCCCGAGCGGCGGGGAUGCCCGGACGCCGGGCCCCGGGGCUGGGCCCCCGGCGGUAACCGGAGCGGGGGGGCCGCGCCCCCCCCCGCCCCCCCGCCGGUCCCAGAGCCGCAGCUGCUGCGCCCGCGCGCUCCCGGGGACAUUCUACUCGCCGCCCGGGCCCGCUGCCUCCUGCCCCGCCACUGAUCCCGCGGCCCGGGAGGGGGGCGCAGCGCGCAGCGCGCCAUGGGGACCCUGCUGGCCCUGGUGGUCGGCGCGGCACUGGUGUCCUCAGCCUGGGGGGGCUGCGUGGAGGUGGACUCAGAGACCGAGGCCGUGUACGGGAUGACCUUCAAAAUCCUGUGCAUCUCCUGCAAGCGCCGCAGCGAGACCACCGCCGAGACCUUCACAGAGUGGACGUUCCGCCAGAAGGGCACUGAGGAGUUUGUCAAGAUCCUGCGCUAUGAGAACGAGGUCCUGCAGCUGGAGGAGGAUGAGCGCUUCGAGGGCCGCGUGGUGUGGAACGGCAGCCGGGGCACCAAGGACCUGCAGGACCUGUCCAUCUUCAUCACCAACGUCACCUACAACCACUCGGGCGACUACGAGUGCCACGUCUACCGCCUGCUCUUCUUCGAGAACUACGAGCAUAACACCAGCGUCGUCAAGAAGAUCCACCUUGAGGUGGUGGACAAGGCCAACAGAGACAUGGCGUCCAUCGUGUCGGAGAUCAUGAUGUAUGUGCUCAUCGUGGUGUUGACCAUAUGGCUCGUGGCAGAGAUGGUUUACUGCUACAAGAAGAUCGCUGCGGCCACGGAGGCUGCCGCACAAGAGAAUGCCUCGGAAUACCUGGCCAUCACCUCAGAAAGCAAGGAGAACUGUACGGGCGUCCAGGUGGCCGAAUAGUCCUGGUAAGGCCCUGGGCUCCACCUCAAGGAAGAGCCAGCCCUAAUGGGGAACAUCUGGGCACGGCCUGCCCCCAAUGGGGGUUGGCCAUUCCUGGGCCUCUACGAGCCUCAGAGUCCUGCCAGCGGAACCGCCUGGGGUGGGAGGGACAGGGGGCUUGGCUCACACCCCCAAUCUGGCCUACUUCCUCCUGCCCCAUUGCCCACCCACGCCAUGCAUGAUGGGUAAAGCAAUAUUGCCGCUGCCCCCGCCCCUGCUUCUGCUGCCUGUUCAGGAGGGGGGGCGGUGAGGUGGGGGCAGCGGCUCCGCACCCCUCCUUCUUGCUGAUUUGCACACAUCGGCCGCUUCAGAUGCACACUACUGGGGCCCGGCCUCCCCCUGCCCCCUUCCCCUGCCCGGCAGGGGUCGUGAUGGGCUGGCACAGUUUGGGGCAGGGGGUUCUGGGACCCACUCCGACCCCCAGCAACAUUUGCCCUCCUUCCUCUGGCUGGACCUGGGGUCCCCCUCCCUGUGAUGCACUCUUGCCCCAGCCCAACCCUGCCCUCUCUCACCAGCCUUGGACUGUGGCCACUUAGAAGGGCCCAUUCAGCCUCUUCUCUCUUCACACAAGUAGUUUUGUUCAUGAAAUAAAGAUUCUUGGACUUGA
Molecule: messenger RNA, 1635 nt
Organism: Nyctereutes procyonoides (raccoon dog)
Lineage: Eukaryota; Metazoa; Chordata; Mammalia; Carnivora; Canidae
Gene: SCN1B
Product: sodium voltage-gated channel beta subunit 1
Exons: 6
Coding region: 333-989 (218 amino acids)
Biological process (GO): cardiac muscle cell action potential involved in contraction; regulation of heart rate by cardiac conduction; sodium ion transport
Cellular component (GO): voltage-gated sodium channel complex
Molecular function (GO): sodium channel regulator activity
Source: RefSeq, a predicted model, not a curated record